This is a messenger RNA of Tuber aestivum (summer truffle), 2101 nucleotides long. NCBI's taxonomy places the organism in Eukaryota, Fungi, Ascomycota, Pezizomycetes, Pezizales, Tuberaceae. The record is from the annotation of a GenBank genome assembly.
AUGGACCCCCGCAGCCUGCAAGCCCUGAUUGCCGGCGCGGCGCAGGGCGACCAUGCCUGUUUUGCCAAAAUUUAUGAACGCACCCAUACGCAUCUGUUUGGCGUCGCCGUUCGUAUAUUGGGACAAGGACAGGCGGCCGAAGAUGUGCUGCAAGAGGCGUAUGUGAGCAUCUGGAAAAGCGCAGCCGGCUACCGCAGCGAGGUGGACGGCCAAACCAUUCAACCCAUGACGUGGCUGAUCGCCAUCGUCCGCAACAAGGCGCUGGACGCCUUUCGGGCACGCGCGCGCCGCAAGGAAAGCGAACUGCCCGAAUCGGGCGACGUGGAUGAAGAAGACAGCGAAAGCACUAUGGCACCCGCCCCCAGCGCCAUGCAGCUGCUGGAGCAGGCCACCGAAGCCCUGCAUAUUGCAGGCUGCAUGAACGCGCUGGAAGGCAGCCACCGGCAAAGCCUGGCGCUGGCCUAUUACCAGGGCCUGUCGCACAGCGAGGUGGCCGCGCAGAUGGGGGCGCCGCUGGGUUCGGUGAAAGCCUGGAUACGCCGCGGCCUGGAGAAACUCAAGGGCUGCCUGGCCGGGCAGGGGGUGGUGGCAUGAGAUACACCCACCCUGAAUUGCUCGAGCACCUGGCCUCCGCUUACGUGUUGGGCACGCUGGCCGGCGGCGCGCGGCGGCGCUUUGAACGCCUGCAGCGCGACCGCGCCGACGUGCGUGUGCGUGUCGCCCAAUGGGAGGCGCGCCUGGGCCAGCUGGCGAUGUCGGUGCCGGCGCAUCAGCCUUCACCCCGGGUGUGGGCCGCAAUCGCGGCGCGCACGCAGCCCGCAGGCACGCGGCAUGCGCCGCAGGGCAAAGCCGGCUGGCUGGGCUGGCUCAAACCGGCGGGCUUUGGUGUUGGCGGCCUGGCAGCGGGCGUGAUCGCGGCCAGCGCGUUCUUUUUGGCCAUGCCCACCUUGUUCAUGUCCAGCGACCAGCUCGCGAUGCGCUCGGGCGAACGGCUGCCGCAAAGCUAUGUGGGCCUGCUGACCGACGCCCAGGGCAACGGCAAGCUGCUGGUCAGCUCGCUGCGCCACGGCAAGACCAUGACGGUCAAGGUCAUAGGCCCGAUCACGCCGCCCGCCACCGGGAAGCUGGUGCUGUGGGCCGUGCCAGCCAGCGGCCCGGCGUUUUCGCUGGGCACGGUGCCGACCAGCGGCUCGGCGGUGUCCAUGCUGCCCGACACCUCGGAAAAACUGCUGUCCAAGGUCGGCAAGCUGGUGGUCACACUGGAAACCGAGGCCAACCCGGCCAAACCCGGCGAGACCGUGGUCUUCAGCGGCAAUUGCGCCAAGCUGUGGUGAACAGGCCGGCGCGCGCAGUGGCGGUUUUCUUCACGGUCCUGCUGCUGGCCUACCUGGCCAUCUGCGCGGCGCUGUUUGUGUACCAACGUUCCCUGAUCUAUUUCCCGCAGCCGAAAUCAGGGGAUGCGGCCACGACGGUGCAUUUCCAGGUCAAGGAUGCUGAGCUGGCGAUCACCACCCGGCAGGCGGCCGGGCCCAAGGCCAUGGUUUAUUUCGGCGGCAACGCCGAAGACGUUUCAGCCAACCUGCCGUCUUUCUCGGAAGCCUUUCCAGGCCAUGCCCUCUACCUGCUUCACUACCGGGGCUAUGGCGGCAGCAGCGGAAGCCCCACCGAGGCGGCACUGCAAAGCGAUGCCCUGGCCUUGUUCGACCACGUGAGCAAGACGCAUGCGGACGUCACCGUGGUGGGAAGAAGCCUGGGCUCGGGCGUGGCCGUGUGGGUCGCAAGCCAGCGGCCGGUGUCCCGCCUGAUCCUGGUGAAGCCUUACAACAGCCUCCAGGAACUGGCCGCGCAACGUUUUCCCUGGUUUCCCAUCUCCUGGCUGCUGGUCGACAAGUUCGAAUCCUGGAAGUACGCGCCCAAGGUCACGGCGCCCACGCUGCUGAUCGCCGCCGAGCAUGAUGAGGUCAUUCCGGCGGCCAGCACCGGCAAGCUGCAUGCGCGCUUCAACAAGGGCACGGCCGCGCUCAAGAUGUUGCCGGGGACCUCGCACAACACGGUUUCGCAGCAUCCGCAGUACCUCGCGCUGUUUCAAUCGAUGCUGUGA